This is a messenger RNA of Dentiscutata heterogama, 1927 nucleotides long. The record is from the annotation of a GenBank genome assembly. NCBI's taxonomy places the organism in Eukaryota, Fungi, Glomeromycota, Glomeromycetes, Diversisporales, Gigasporaceae.
GCAGUAUUAACAGAGUUUGACAAGCUUAUCCAAGAACAAAUUCUUUGGAAAUCAGCUCUUUCGGCUGAAAUAGAUGACUUACUGGUGGAGAUAGAAGACUGCUGUCAAAUAUUUGGCCGGAGAGUGGAUACCAUUAUACCGAAAGCCGCUGCAUUGAAUGUUGAACUAAAUGAUACAACACGUGACAAUCUAAGGUCCAUCCGAGACUCGUUACGAGAAGAAAUAAACCUUACUCAAACAAACGUUAAGAAAUGGUUAGCUGACCUUAAAACCUUUGUUAUAGAAUUGGAGGAUGACUAUAAAGUUCCAUCAGAAGAAAUUUUUGAAAAUGAUCUAAGUACUUCCGUAGUUCUACCGUUAAAAUGUAAAUACGAUGAAUUGGUUCAUGAUGUGGUAGGCCGACGUGACGCUUUUGAAGAGUCUGCAAUCAAACUACAUUAUUAUUGGGAUGCGCUUCAGCAUAUUCCCCAAGAUGAAAUAGAUGAAGCAUUAUUCGAUUUAUUUAGUGAUAAACAAAAUCCAAAAGAAAUUUAUGAGGCAUUACAGGCUUCUGAAAAUAAGAACAUUAAUAAUGAUGAUGAUGAUCAACAAAAAAUUUUUGAUACACAACGUGAAUAUGUAUAUUACACCAUUCAACUUCCAAAUGGAUUAAAAUUAUCUCCAGAAUGUUUAGCUGCUCUCAAAGAAAAAUUAGUAACUUUUGGAAAAGAUUAUGAAAUUCGUAAAAAUAAAAUGACUGCCAUGCAAAAAGAUAUAAAGAGCCUAUAUAAAGAAUUGAAUACUCCUUUGGAAGAAAGAAUUGAGUUGAUCGAUUCUCUUGAUGAAGAAUACUUGGAACGGAAAGCUAUCGAAGAGUAUACUUCUCAAUUGGUUGAAUUAUGGAAUAAAUGUCUUGUUCCACAAUUUGAACGGGAUGAAUUCUUUGCCAACGUACACAAACAUGUUUACGAAUUACUUGCUCAUGAAGUUGCACGCUUACAAGAACUUUAUGCUAAAUGUGCAAAUAUAUACAAACUGAUGUUAGAAAGACGUGCAUUGAUUGAGAAAAUGACAGAGUUUGAGAAAAAGGCGUCAGACCCACGUCGUCUCUUUCAAAGCUCUUUCCGUUUAUUGGAAGAAGAAAAAUGGCGAAAAUCAUGCUGGCCUAAUUUGGUCAGGAUUGAAAAACAAUUAAUUAAUGCGUGCAUCACUUACGAAGAGACUGAAAGAAAACCAUUUAUGCACGAGAGUAUGCGAUACUUGACCACUUUGCAAUCUGAGAUAUCUGAACGUAUUGUCAAUCAAAUGUUCUUUGGUUUUGAAAAGGAUGCUGCCAAAGGUCAAAGUGCCGAUCAAAAUCAGGGAAGUCUUAAACGCAAGGAUAGUCAGCUCACACUUAAAACUGCGCCGAGUCGACCCGUGUCACCAAGUGCUCUAAAUGAUCAUUCAUCGCGCAGAAACAGUCAGUUGAUACGACCUUCUCAGAGCAGGCCAGUAUCUCCCACCCGAAGAAAUUCCAGAGCACCUAGUCGACCAGUAUCUCCAACUCGGAGAAAUUCCAAAGCACCUAGUCGACCAGUAUCUCCAACUCGAAGAAAUUCCAGAGCACCCAGUCGGCCAGUAUCUCCCACUCGAAGAAAUUCCAUAGCACCUAGUCGGCCAGUAUCUCCCACUCGAAGAAAUUCCAUAGCACCUAGUCGGCCAGCAUCUCCAACUCGAAGAAAUUCCAAAGCACCUAGUCGACCAGUAUCUCCAACUCGAAGAAAUUCCAGAGCACCUAGUCGGCCAGUAUCUCCCACUCGAAGAAAUUCCAGAGCACCUAGUCGGCCAGUAUCUCCCACUCGAAGAAAUUCCAGAGCACAAGUUUCACCGUCAAAUUCUAAAGCUCCAUCGCGUGCCGGAUCUCCCGUGAGAUCAAAACGUAGUAGUUUAUACCUGUCGAGUUCAA